AAGAUUCGACGAUCCGCAGAUUCGUCUUCGAUUUAGCAGAGACCAGUCGGGCGACAUGUCCAAGGGCAAGGGCUCGCCACACGUCGCCCAAUGGGACAAGCAAAUGAGGGAUUUUCUAUCAGAAGCAAGAGAGAGCUUUUUACAGAAAUGGGAUUGCGAUAAACAUAACACAGCUGCCCUCGAUGACUUCGAUAGAAUACGAACCCUUGGGACCGGUUCAUUCGGUCGGGUAAUGUUAGUCAAGCAUAGAGUUACGGCAAAAUAUUUGGCAAUGAAAAUUCUAGACAAACAGAAGGUUGUAAAAUUGAAGCAAGUUGAACACACGCUAAAUGAGAAGAAGAUUCUACAAGCCAUCUCCUUUCCAUUCAUUGUCAGCUUAUCAUACCAUUUCAAGGUAAAGUCACCCAUUAUUUAUUUUCAAAUUUAUAGUGUGUGCCUGUAUGAAUAUAUACGUUUAGGCUCCUAUACUGAACCACACUCGAGAUUCUAUGCAUCCCAGAUUGUCCUUGCCUUUGAGUACCUCCACGCCUUGGACCUUAUAUACAGAGAUUUGAAACCAGAGAACAUCCUAAUCCAAGAGACUGGUUACAUUGCAGUCACAGAUUUUGGUUUUGCCAAGAGAGUGAAAGGUAGGACAUGGACCCUCUGUGGUACGCCGGAAUACCUUGCUCCAGAGAUCAUCCUCAGCAAGGGUUACAACAAGGCAGUAGAUUGGUGGGCGUUGGGUGUUCUCAUCUAUGAAAUGGCUGCAGGGUAUCCACCAUUCUUCGCUGAUCAACCCAUCCAGAUCUAUGAGAAAAUCGUCUCAGGAAAGGUUCGCUUCCCCUCUCACUUUAGUUCGGACCUCAAGGACAUCCUACGCAGCUUGCUACAGGUAGACCUGACAAAGCGCUUUGGAAACCUCAAGGCCGGUGUAGCUGACAUCAAGACGCAUAAGUGGUUUCAAGCAACGGACUGGAUUACCAUCUACCAACAAAGGGUGGAGGCACCAUUCAUCCCAAGGAUCAAGGGACCUGGAGAUGCCUCACAAUUUGACGAAUACGAGGAAGAAACACUCAAGAUCUCACUCACGGAGAAGUGCGUCAAGGAGUUUGCUGACUUCUGAGCCACCCCCUCCUCUCCACGUUGUUGCCUCCGGGCGCGAGUCUACUUUGUUCCUCAACCAUCGUAAAGAGGGAGAAAAUGACCCUGUUCCAUCGUUCUGAUAAACUCUUCUUUUUUGUUUUUCUCUGUGAUUUUAUUAUAGUAUGUACAAAAACAAGAAAGAUACGUAAGAUGAUGGAGAAGAAUGACACGACGAUUGCCAUGUACAGAAAUUGUUACUCUAUAUAAGAGAUUUAAAAUGCAGAAGAUGAAUUUUAAUAGAUUUAAAAGUAUGAAGAUAUGAAUUUUUGUGAAAUAGCUUUGUUAAGAAACCAUUCUACCUGCCGUUAUUUUAUGUGUGUGCCAAAGGGUGCGUACGGAUGGAGAGGAAGGAUCUAGUUUGAUAGACACACAUGAAAUACUGGGCAUGAUGACAGACGUUUCAAAGACAAUCUCAGCGUACCUUGAAAGCAACUCUACACCUCAUGAUGAGCGAGGUACAUUAAGGCGUAUAUCUGAAUAUAUAUAUUUUCUCAUAUUCAAGGUAGUUGAUUGUCUGCGGGCAAACCUGGCACGCCUCUCCUUGUCCCAAGCACAAAUUGAACUCAUAGGUGUUAUCAAUGUAUUUACCAUCUUUUAUUCAGUAUACUUUCCUCUCCCCACCCCCUCCCCUUUCACCUCAUCUUCACCAAGACUAUCGUAGCAUUACAGAGUCAACAGCCAUUGUGUAUUUCUUUCAAACCAUAUCACAGUGCUACAUUUUUUUCAAGUCAUUCAAAGACUUCAUCUCAUCAAGCCUACCAUGAAAUCAAUCCUCACAAACAAAGUCUGGAGUUUGAUUAUAUAGCGAUAAAGGCAACUAAAAGAAAGAAUACCCCCUUUAUAAAUUAAUUGUUCUAUGGAUUGCCACAGACAUACUUCAGUUUAGGUUUGCUGACUUGGUGAUCACCUGUAACUUCCCUUAAAGGGGAAAGUAUUAGCGUAAACCCAAUUUAGUAUGUUAUUUGGAGAUUUAGAUGCUUUGGUGGGCUUUUUUUUUAAAUAUUAGUCAUUUCUGUAAUAGUGAAGACCUUUGGAGAGAAUGAAGAUGUCUUGUAGCUUUAUUCAAGUCUUGCCCUUUUUCUAUCUCCUAAGUCAUCUAGUACAUGGAUACAAUGACAAGCUGUAUUUUUGAGGCUGGGCACCUCACUCCAUGGUACUUGCAAUAUAAUGGCAAUAUGUGUGCAAUCACGGGAGUGUUUCAAUAAGCAGUUUGUCAGUGAUUUCCUCUGACAGUUGGCAUAGGCUACUGAAUUCCUUGCAUAUGAUUGGCGAAGAGCAAAUUUGUGAGUGAAAGUCACUGGCAAGAUGCUUUGUGAAAUGCUCUCCAGGGUCCGCUAGCACAUUCUUCCUGAUAGUUUUGUAUGAUUGAUCUUUGCAAUUGAUCACACAUCACUGCAGUUGAUUGUAAACCUCAGUGCUAUGAGUAUCCAGGAAGUUUUGUUUUGGGGGGCCCUACCUGAUCUUUUUCACACUGUCUAUGAGUGAGUCUACGCAAUGAGAGUUCCAUGGUUGUGGAUGCCUAGCCUCGGUGCACAGAAAUUUAUUCAAAAUGAAGAUGUAUCCACAUAAAUAUAUGAUUCUAGAUCCCCCCAAAAAAAAUGUAAUGUGUGCUCUUUACUUAACCUCAUUUUUCCAAACCUCAGAUGGACACAAUCCCAGCUGAAUAGGCAAAGUCUAUAGUUAAAAGUAUUGGCAAGCCCAAGUAAUAUCAUCCAUAGUACACUAACCACUGGUCAUGUGGACCCUGUUUUACUAAGAGUUGCAAUCGAUCCAAUCCAUCUCAACAAUGGAAAGUCAUUGAUGUCAAAUCUCUUCAUCUGGGAGGCCUAUGAACACUGAUUGGCAAUUAUGCAUACAAGCAUUUGUCAUAUUACAGAACUUAAUAUGCAUUCUUGAUUAUAGUGUUGCUUGCUCUCCAUAUUUAAGACUGAUGGGAUCGAUCGCAAGAGUCUGUAAGCUGUCCAUUUGGGGGCUGUUUCAUUGUUCAUUCCAUGUUGGAAUCAAGACAAAACAUGAUUAGUUUUCUCUUUUGUCUUCACUAUCUGUACAUGGGGCCUACCUUGGACUUGCAGAAAUAUUCAUUGUGCAUAUGGGCAGUUCCAUAAAAAUAUCUGUGUCCAUCUCUCUUUAUUUGCGAAUUUCCUGAAAUCUGGAAAUAUAUGAUACUCACAGGUAUGAUGGCUUCAGCAGUUCAUAAAAUGAAGAAAAUACUUGUCAGACUUACAAAAAUGUUGAUUACUUUAUAUGAUGAUUGUUUGAUUUAUGUCGUCGGCUAGCUUGAAGUUAGCAGCAACAAGUGCUACAGAUUGAUAUGCUGCACCACAGAGCUCACAUCUCCUUUUUCCUGUUGUGCGGACAAGCCAGAAUCUGAUGAUUAGCGAAUUUGUAAAGUGCUUGAGUAUAGACACCAUGCUGAUGUUUUCAACGCUUUAUAAAAGCAAGAUAUUAUUAUUAUUCAUAUAGGUACAUUCGGUAUAUCAGUAAUAUAGAGAAACCACAUCAAUGAGCUUGAAAAACUAAAAAACAUCAAUUAUAAGGUUGUUCUUUGGAGGAAUCUAUUUUGAAUGAGCUUGAAAUUAGUUUAAUGAGGUAACUCAAAAUAUAUCAAUUAUGAGGUGGUUGGUAUUGAUGGUUAUAAAUGUACACUGUUGAGAACUGUUGGACAUGAAAGGAUAUUUCAUUCUCUCGACAUUUAUAGAAUACAUUUCUGUAAUAUCCUCUACUGUAAAAUUUUACAUUAAUUUUGCUUGGUUGGUAUCCUAAUUUUGUUCUCCUCUGGCACACGAUUUUGAGGAAAUUACUACCCCACUUUGGGCUCUCUUAUCAAGAAAUGAAUUAUGCCUAAUGAAAUGCUGGUCAGUAUGUACUGACUUUUCAUCAACACAAAGUGUAUAUUGACAACGGGAUAUUUUCAAAUUCUGAGUCACUAUUAUUUUGUCUCUUACAUGCAAUACAUGCAUUGUUCUUAUCUUCUCUUUUUAUGAUUGUUCUUAAAAGUCAUGUGACUUGACUAUUUUUUAAAAAUUUAAUUGUUCAUGUAUUUUUCAUUAAUGCAACAAAUGGAGGUAUGUUAUCAUAAGCAGCCCUCAUUAUUACUUUUUCUGAUAAAGUUUAUCAGGAGCUAUUAUCCAUUCUAUUAACCUACAUGCAGUUAUAUAGAUGGGACUAAAUUUAUUGGAAUAAUGAUGUUAGGAGAUAAGGAACGGUCAUAAACUUUUAAUAAAAUCUUUAAAGCAAAUCUUGUACCAUGGGCAUGGUUUGUGAAAGGGUUUUAAUGGUUCCAACCAGUCAUAAGUGUGAUAUUCAUUUUGACUAUCUUCAUUGAUUAAGACCAAUCUCAAAGUUCAAUUUACUUCAAUUUAGUGUAGUUCAAUUGCUGAAGUCCAUAUUAUAAAGUCCAUUUGUUUAGUGGUCUAGCAAGGCCAACUGUGCGUCUAUGAAAACAGGGUCUUUGGAGACUAACAGCAGAAUGAGAAAUUAGGUUUCUAGCUCUCACCAAGCAGCUAUUGAAGGAUUGUAGGAAAUAGGGAACCAAAUUUAUUUUUAUAAUGUUUGAGUACAAGAAGUCAUACAUUUAUGUUUAAACUGGUGUGCUAGCUGACACAAUAUAAAUUUAGAAAAUCUCUCAAUUGUUUUCUUCUUCUUCCUUGCUCCACUAUGAUAACAAAAAAGUUAUUUUAAAUUGUUAUGUCUUUGUAAGCUGUCAGUGAUUUAUGUGCAGUGUGUAUGAAACAAAAUCUUCCACUUGAAAAGAAAGAAAAAAAUAUAUAUUUGAAAUUGCUAGCCAGAGGUGUCAAUGAGAGAGAUAGAAUACCACAUUAGUUUGAAAUAUACCUAGAACUUUAUUCCUAGAAUUUUUGAUCAGUAUCAAAUCAAUAAUGCUGUUGACUGUGGCAUUCUUUUUGUGUUUUAUAAACUGGUUUGUUGACAUGAGGUCCAUUGAGUUUGUGAGGGAAAGAUCCUUUUGAAAUGUCAUACAAGAACAACAUUUGCUUACCCUCUGAUUUUCAAUGAUUUUUGGCUGGCAGUUGAAAGAAAUUUUGAAACACUCGCUGUAAUAUAUUUUAAUCUGUUUAUAGUUUGUCAGUUGAUGCCAGGGUAUAGAAGCCUGUUUCUGUUUAUAAGAGAUCAGCCCUAGAUUAUGCACACAAUUUAGAUAAUGGGCGAUACACAAUUUUAAGGUCACUAAAUUUCAGAAAAAUUAUUCUUUAAUGAAGAGGCAUUAUUCCUAAACAUCUGAUAAAUAAAAUAAUGAUAAUGAUGAUAAAAGUACUGAUAGUAGUAAUAAUAAGAAGAAUACAUAAGAUUGCUAUGGUCUAAUAAGUAUGUUUAAUGAUUUGCAAAGAAUAUUAAAGUGUAAUGAAUGAUCUGUGAGAAAAUCCUCACUAUUGCUUGGUGUUGACUUCUUAAGAUCUCAUAAAGCUCGGAAGCGUAAGUGCAUUCACAAAAUAAAGGUUGACAUAGUUCAUUAUUGAUUUAUAUAAGGGUAAGUUUCCUCUACUCUGUCCAUAGCAAUUCUUUGACAGCGCUGAGUAAUGAACUAUAAAGUUGAGCAGUUACAUGCAGUUCUAGAGCCUUCUAAGACCUGACAGCCCAAAGCCUACUGACUAUUUGUAGGGCUCAUUCUUAUGGCUGAUGGCAUUGAUUAUCAUGUGCAAUUGAUUAUUAUGUGCAAUCAAUUGCACAAAUCAAUUGUACUAUCAAUACCUAAGCUUUAUGUAAUGUGGCCCUGUAGCUCUGGCAAAGGAUCCGUCUUCUGUUUUUGGUCAUUUUUUUUUUUCAUAAGCCAAUGCCGAGUGCCAAGAUUGAAAUUCAGGUACAGCAUUAAUGUAGUGCACCUUCACUUGUUGAAAGUCCUAUUUGUUACACGAAAACCCUCCCUGGUCCUUGUUCAUUCUUAUUACCCUCCCAUCAUGUAGCAUCUAUUAUAAUGGAAAACUAUUCCUGGACCCUGAUACACAAAUAUUAGUGAUUGGUGAUAAUGUUUUGUACAGUCGAUUGCGCAUACUGGUCGUUCAAUGCAAUUGAUUGUAUUCAGCCCUAUAAUCAUUCACUCAGCUUUGUGUGAGUGGGGUCGGGUCAUCUUUGCGAUUACAUUGUGAUUAUCUUGCUGGCAAGAUGCAAAUUUGCACUUGUAUUCCAAAUCACCAUCACUAUCUUCCAUUUCUUGCUAGGAUUGUAACAAAUAUUUUAUGCUAGAUAAUAUGUUCCCGGUGGUAUGUAUAGUAUUUCUAGUGGUAAGAGUAAAAAGACAGAGGGGGGAGGGGGCUUGCCCAUCACCUAGAAAUUAAAAUUGCAUCAAAUUGAUAUUCAAUUUCAAAGUCAGAUGGCACUCAAGUCAUCUCUUAUGAACAUAUUUUGAGUUAUGUGGAAAAGGGUAGUUGACUAGUUGACAUUGGCCCUUUUUUCUCCUACCUAGUCCUUCAUUUCACAUACACUGUUGAUAUUAACAUCAUACUUUGUAUGACUGGACAUUGCUGCUGAUAAGUUUUCAAUAUUAGAAUAUGAUGCCAGCAAAAUACACAUGCGUACAGCUACCGUCGCACUUCAUAGCUGUCUGUAUGUGUAUGUUUGUGCACCAACUUUUAAAAAAAAUGUGCCGCUAUACAUGCACAGGGCUGUAGGAACAGGCCCUGUGGGUUGUAUUCAUAAGAGAAUUUACUUCAGUGUUUUGUCACGUGGUGCUUAUCUGUGAAAGGCUAUGUGUAUUGAUACUAGAGAGUAGUAUACAUGUGCUGUUCCCACUGUACAGCAUUCUGUUCUUUGUCUUUAUAGAGUUAUUUCAUUAUCAUACAUUGUCAAUUGUUAAUGGUAUUUUGUUGGGAAGUUGAUCAUGCCCUAAUUCUGCACAACGUGUACAGUUAGGUAUUCUUGCUGCUUAUGAUGUUGCUUGGUGGCUGAACUAGGGCUAUGCACCACUUAUAUAUUGUUAAUGCUGUGCAGUGGGGACGUUCCUUAAAUCUUUACUAUGGGCCUAUGAUACGUCAUAGCUUUUUUUAAAUCCAUAUAUCAGCUGUAGAAAUGUUCAAAAUAGACAACUUUAGCGAAAUAAUGCAUUUAUAUCAAUAUUGGUUUUUUGUAUAGCUCAAAGAAAUGUAGAUAUUUCAAUUUGACUUUGUAUUCUCAGUAUUUUGUUUCAAUUGGAAGAUGAAAUAGUAGUAGUGACCAUACUUUUGUGUGCUUGUUCUGUUGGAAAGGUCACAUUUUGUUGACGCACAUAUGUAUUGUACAAGUCAUAAUAAAGUAUUGUCACUGAGAAUAUAAGUACCGCAAAGGUUUUUAAUCAACACUGUAUAUUUCUAGCAAAACACUUUGUUGCACUAUAGCUUCAAUCAUCAUUGUAAAGUGUUAAUAUCUUUAAAAAAAUAUUUGAUGUUUAUUAUUAUUUGUUUUUCCUUCUUGUAUUACCGAGGCAGUGACAUAUAUGUAAGGUUACAGGGAUAAAAGUGCAGGUUCUCACGGUAAAAACCUUUUUAAAAAGAUAAUUAUUUAGAAUUGAUGAGUUAAAAUCAGAAUUAUUUGUGAUGUUCAUGAAACUGUACAUUUGGUGUUCACUAGAUUAUGUCAAAAGUGUUUGUAUUAUUGCAAAUCAGCAUGUGGUUUGUAGGUACUUGUUCUACCUUGCCAACAACAUGAAUGGUUAUAAUUUAUAUUAAGGUCUUUGUUCCACUGUUGGCAUGUAGCUCUGGAGAUUUUUAAAAAUGAAAAGGGGCAUAUUUCUCUGCCUGUGGGUCCAUCAUGGACACAAAAAUAUAUCAAAUAAAGGUCAAUCUGACUUGAAA
This is a messenger RNA of Lytechinus pictus (painted urchin), 7907 nucleotides long. RefSeq names its product cAMP-dependent protein kinase catalytic subunit 1-like. Gene Ontology annotation, molecular function: ATP binding; protein serine/threonine kinase activity. The record is from RefSeq and is a predicted model, not a curated record. Gene Ontology annotation, biological process: protein phosphorylation. The transcript is spliced from 11 exons. The coding region runs from base 56 to 1105 and encodes 349 amino acids. Gene Ontology annotation, cellular component: nucleus. NCBI's taxonomy places the organism in Eukaryota, Metazoa, Echinodermata, Echinoidea, Temnopleuroida, Toxopneustidae.